Messenger RNA from Acanthosepion pharaonis, 1518 nucleotides. NCBI's taxonomy places the organism in Eukaryota, Metazoa, Mollusca, Cephalopoda, Sepiida, Sepiidae. The record is from the annotation of a GenBank genome assembly.
AUGGAGGUCAUUAUUGGGAUCCCUCCCCCCCCCAUCCACUCGGAACGUCUUUCCCUCCAUCCACUCGGAACGUCUUUCCCUCCAUCCACUCGGAACGUCUUUCCCUCCAUGCACUCGGAACGUCUUUCCCUCCAUCCACUCGGAACGUCUUUCCCUCCAUCCUAUCGGGAUCACUUUCCCUCCCCUCUCGGGACUCCUCAGGGGACUGCCUCUCUCUUGGAGGAGCUAGGGAAUUCUUUUUCUUGCGACUUUUCGGUGGACGAUUCUGGUGGAGCUCGCCUAAUGGCCAAGAUUCUUUUUCAGAAAUUUCCCAAAGAAUUGAAGGGGGAAAUGAUAGGACUAACAGGUAAACGAAUACCAUCAUUGUCUGCCAUAUUGGAACUUACAAGUGAGGCAGUCAAACGAUUACGGGUUAAGGGAAGCGCGUCUGCUGCUUCUACAUUCACCACUGGCCAGGGUUCUUCUCAAAAAACCGCACGGAGGGCCACUGUUACUUCUUCCUUUCAUGUGGAUUCCAACAACCUGACUUCUGCUGGUUAUUCCCGUAGCUUGCCCCCCAUCCUAUUGGUCACUUUUUUCAAUGGAGAAAAAAUGGUGUCAGUUAAUUGCCUUUUGGACACUGGUAGUGGGCGUUCGUACUUGUCUGCUGAUGUACUGAGGGACUUGGGUUCAGUUGAGACUGUUGGAGUCAGUUGUCGGCUUAGACUUUUCACCCUCCUUGGUGAGUGUGACCGGAAUUUCACGGAGGUGGUUCUGGGAGUUGACCUUGGUUCUGGUGAGGCUUUGGCUUCCUCUGUUUUGGUCACUGAUGCAAUGGACUUGUCUGUACGACUGGCUCACUUGGAGACCCUGUUGGGUGCUUUUAGGGCAGCUGACUAUAAUUUGGCUGGCCAAUUUGAGGCCGGGUCAGACCUUGUGCUUAUCAAGGGCAUUAUUGGAUUGGACCUUAUUCAUCGAUUGAUUACAUUGAAGUUGGUCCCCUGUCUGAGGGGUUGGGCAUUUUCUGUUCCGUCAGGCCUGGUUCCCUUUGGAACUGUGGACUCCUUUUUGUCAGGAGACAAGAUCCCUUGUGAAGUGGCCCACCUCUCCUUUAAUACUGUAAUGGGGGAUACCCCCGAAGUGAAUUCCUCACAUUUGUGCUUCGUUCUUGAAAACCAACCAACCUACCUUGACCCUUUGGCGGAGUUUUUUCCUGACAGUGCAGUCUCGUUCAACGUCAUACAACGAGACCAGAGCGUCUAUAAAAAUCGUCAAUCCUUUGGCCUUGGUUCGGCCCGGGAGAAAAAUUAUUAUUUUAGACGCAGACGCCGCCACAGCACAUACUUCCCCCCUCCCUCCCUACCCUCGCUGCCAUCUAUUACUCCACCGUGCCGCCAUCUAUUACUCCCCCGUGCCGCCAUCUAUUACUCCCCCAUGCCGCCAUCUAUUACUCCCCCAUGCCGCCAUCUAUUACUCCACCAUGCCGCCAUCUAUUACUCCACCAUGCCGUCAUCUAUUACUCCACCGUACCUCCUAUAA